CUGAAUUGUUAUUAACAAAGUAACAGAGAGGGUGAAUUUAGUUUUACAACAGUUACAAAAAAGUUAUAAAAGCAAAGGAAUGCUUAUAUUUUUCUGAAACUUGUUUCUAAGACAAUAAUUUCAAAUGAGAAAACCAAUGUCUUCUUCAUCCAUUGAUCAUACCUUAUUGUUACUUCUCCUUUGCUUUCUGCUCCAAAAACCCACCCAAGCAAGCAAAAAAUCCUACAUUGUGUACUUAGGACCACAAUCUUAUGGGACAGGUCUUACAGCUCUUGAUAUUGAAUCUGUGACAAACUCUCAUUAUAAUUUGCUUGGAUCAUACGUUGGAAGCACUGACAAGGCCAAAGAAGCAAUCUUUUAUUCUUAUAGUAAAUAUUUUAAUGGAUUCGCCGCAGUGCUUGAUGAAGAUGAAGCUGCAAUGGUUGCAAAGCAUCCAAAUGUGGCAUCAAUUUUCUUAAACAAACCACGAAAACUUCACACAACUCACUCAUGGGAUUUCCUCGGAUUAGAAAGAAACGGUGUUAUUCCAAAGGGUUCAUUGUGGAGCAAAUCCAAAGGAGAAGAUAUCAUUAUUGGGAAUUUAGACACUGGUGUUUGGCCUGAAUCAAAGAGCUUUAGCGAUGAAGGAGUGGGUCCAGUUCCAACCAGAUGGCGUGGAAUUUGCGAUGUUGACAUAGAUAAUACUGAUAAAUUUAAAUGCAACAGGAAGCUAAUUGGAGCAAGAUAUUUUUACAAAGGCUAUUUGGCAGAUGCUGGUAAAUCCACAAAUGUAACAUUCCAUAGUGCACGCGACUUUGAUGGUCAUGGUUCACAUACUUUAUCAACCGCGGGAGGAAAUUUUGUUGCAAAUGCAAGUGUAUUUGGCAAUGGCCUAGGAACAGCAAGUGGUGGAUCACCUAACGCACGAGUUGCGGCCUAUAAGGUAUGUUGGCCACCGCUUGCUGUGGGCGGUGGAUGCUAUGAAGCAGACAUUUUGGCUGGUUUCGAAGCUGCCAUACUUGACGGUGUUGAUGUGAUUUCGGCGUCUGUGGGUGGUGAUCCCGUAGAAUUUUAUGAAAGCAGUAUUGCUAUAGGGUCUUUCCAUGCAGUUGCUAAUGGCAUUGUUGUAGUUAGUUCUGCUGGAAAUACAGGACCUAAACCCAAAACUGCAUCCAACUUGGAACCGUGGUCGAUCACAGUUGCUGCAAGUACAACGGAUAGAGAAUUCACUAGUUAUGUUACUCUUGGUAACAAGAAAAUACUCAAGGGAGCUAGCCUUUCAGAGUCCCACUUGCCACCUCAUAAGUUCUACCCAUUAAUAAGUGCAGUUGAUGCCAAAGCUGAUCGUGCAUCUUCAGAUGAUGCCCUUCUUUGCAAGAAAGGAACUCUGGAUUCAAAAAAGGCUAAAGGAAAAAUAGUUGUUUGUCUUCGAGGCGACAAUGAUAGAACUGACAAGGGUGUGCAAGCUGCUAGGGCAGGUGCUGUUGGAAUGAUUUUGGCUAAUAACAUUGAAUCAGGGAAUGAUGUUCUUUCUGAUCCUCAUGUGCUUCCUGCUUCACACCUUGGCUAUGAUGAUGGAAGCUACAUUUUUAGUUACCUCAACAACACCAAGUCUCCUAAGGCUUCAAUUUCUAAAGUGGAAACAAAAUUAGGGCAAAGUCCAUCUCCAAUUAUGGCUUCAUUUUCAUCAAGAGGACCUAAUAUCAUUGACCCAUCAAUCCUCAAGCCCGACAUCACAGGACCGGGAGUCGACAUAGUCGCUGCUUAUAGUGAAGCUGCUUCUCCCUCUCAACAAAAAUCUGAUAAACGCAGAUCUCCUUUCAUUACUUUGUCGGGAACUUCAAUGUCAACCCCUCAUGUUUCUGGCAUUGUUGGUAUAAUCAAAUCUCUUCAUCCUGAUUGGAGUCCAGCUGCUAUUAAGUCCGCGAUCAUGACCACAGCGAGAAUAAAAGAUAAUACAGGAAAGCCUAUAUUGGAUUCAACACGCAUAAACGCAAAUCCAUUUGCAUAUGGUGCGGGGCAAGUCCAACCUAAUCAUGCCGUGGACCCUGGACUUGUUUAUGACCUAAAUAUCACCGACUAUACGAACUAUUUGUGCAACCGUGGCUACAAAGGUUCUCGCCUUACUAUAUUCUACGGCAAGCGAUAUAUUUGUCCAAAAUCUUUCAAUUUAUUAGAUUUCAAUUAUCCUUCAAUCUCAAUUCCCAACUUGAAGAUUAGAGAUUUUCUAAAUGUUACUCGUACUCUCACCAACGUUGGGUCUCCAAGCACAUAUAAAGUUCACAUUCAAGCACCUCAUGAAGUUUUAGUCUCCGUAGAGCCUAAGGUACUAAACUUCAAGGAAAAGGGUGAAAAGAAAGAGUUUAGAGUGACUUUCAGUUUGAAGACUCUAACUAAUAAUAGUACUGAUUAUUUAUUUGGGAGUUUGGAUUGGUCCGAUUGCAAGCAUCAUGUCAGGAGUUCUAUUGUAAUUAAGCUACAAAACUGAGGUUUCCUUCUUAUUUUCCUGGCAGUUUUGAGAUGUGCAAGCUCUUUGAAACUUGAUAAAUUGAUGAUUAAAUCAAUAUCAAUAUAAAUGUUCGUUCGGCUUACAUGUUUGUGGUUGAAAUACUCUUGUAAAUGCAUCAUACUGCCUAUUCAAAUGGGAAAAAGAAAAAUGAAAUU
Messenger RNA from Medicago truncatula (barrel medic), 2643 nucleotides. RefSeq names its product subtilisin-like protease SBT5.4. Bases 125 to 2467 code for a protein of 780 amino acids. Lineage: Eukaryota; Viridiplantae; Streptophyta; Magnoliopsida; Fabales; Fabaceae. Gene Ontology annotation, molecular function: serine-type endopeptidase activity. The transcript has 11 exons. Gene Ontology annotation, biological process: proteolysis. The record is from RefSeq and is a predicted model, not a curated record.